This is a messenger RNA of Pogona vitticeps (central bearded dragon), 974 nucleotides long. It is a transcript of the gene MRPL46, whose product is annotated as mitochondrial ribosomal protein L46. Lineage: Eukaryota; Metazoa; Chordata; Lepidosauria; Squamata; Agamidae. Gene Ontology annotation, molecular function: structural constituent of ribosome. Gene Ontology annotation, cellular component: mitochondrial large ribosomal subunit. The record is from RefSeq and is a predicted model, not a curated record.
AGGCGACCGCCGCGGUGCAUGACGGUCUCGUGGCGGCAAGAUGGCGGCGCCCUUAAGUCGGGCGCUGCUCCGCGGGGCUGGUCGAGGCCUCCGGCCUUGGGGCAACCGCGGCCUUUCCGAGCCGGCGGCGGCGGCCUCGGCCUCCUCCCGGUGGAAGCUCUUCGGCGGCCUUUGCUUGCAGAGGCCGCCGACCGUCUCGCAGGCCCCGAGCCCGGAAGAGGUGGAAAUGGCCGAGUUGUUUCAGCAGCUGGAAGUAGAGAAGAGCAUAUAUUCCACCCAUGAGAUGACCCGUUUAGCAGAGAACGAACGUCUGCGGAGAAUUGCGGAGAAGGGUUACGAUGAAGAGGAGGAACGUGGUGACCUGGGGAAGGAGGUUGUGCUGAUUCGGGAUCUCGAAGACAUGUGGGAACAGAAUUUCCAGCAGUUCAGUCCCGCCCCACGGAUAACAGAUGCUGACAAAAACAAUGACCGGACUUCUUUGAACAGAAAGCUGGACCAGAACCUGCUACUACUGGUGAAGCACAACUUUGGUGACCAAACGGUUUGGCUUUUGCCCCAGACAGAGUGGGAGGCGGGGGAGACCCUGCGAGAGACAGCAGAGCGGGGCUUGGCGACUCUCUCAGGAAACCCACUGCAAGCAAAGUUUCUUGGGAACGCCCCUUGCGGCUUCUACAAAUACAAGUUUCCCAAGGCGCUCCGUGCGGAAGGCUUCCUCGGAGGCAAGGUGUUCUUCUUCAAAGCCUUCCUGCAGGGCAGCCACUGGCCCUUGGCUAGGGAGAAAGUGGACUACGUGUGGGUCAGUAAGGAGGAGCUGGCCGACUACUUGACCCCUGCAUACCACUCUCAGGUGUCUCGCUUCCUUGUGGACCUGUGAACUCUGGAUCGUGCCUUAUCCCGCUGUCGGGGGGGGGGUGUACAGGCAACAGCCAUGUGCAGAAGAAGAGGAUAUAUAUAUUUAAUGUCGUUAUCUGACC